This is a messenger RNA of Triticum aestivum (bread wheat), 1691 nucleotides long. RefSeq lists its product as uncharacterized. The coding region runs from base 681 to 1583 and encodes 300 amino acids. NCBI's taxonomy places the organism in Eukaryota, Viridiplantae, Streptophyta, Magnoliopsida, Poales, Poaceae. The transcript has a single exon. The record is from RefSeq and is a predicted model, not a curated record.
UGCUUCUGCUCAAAUUGAUUGAAAGGAGUGUACCAAUUAAUCACCGGGCAUCCUCUGUUGCUUCUGCCUAAGCAUUUCAUCAAACAUUUGACAAGCGCAACAAUUGACAAGCGAGGUGCGGCGGCCUAGCCAGCAACCAGCGCAGGAGGAAAGCAAGAACCCCGGCCAGCAUCUCGUCGCUGCUGCGACUCCUCACCGUGGUUCUUACAGCUGCGACUCAUGCGGCCACGUCGGUCGCGAUGCCGAGGUAAGAAUGGCACGCGGCGGCGGGAUGCAGGCGCAGGCGCGCCACCGCGGGAGAUGCCCAGGCCACCGACAAAGAGGAGGAAAGAUCGGAUACGGUGCGUCGCUGGUGGCUCCGGCGGUUGGACCACGGGCGGCGGCGGCGGUUACGAGUCGAACUCGGAUUGCGUGGUUUCUACGCGGCGGGGCAUCGGGGAUCGAUCUAUAUCAGCCGGGUUGCGGGGAUAGAUCGCACUUUUCCUUCGAUCCGACGAGCAAACCACCUCCUUGAUAGAUCAUGCCCGACGUUCUCCUGGCGACCUAACAAUCCGGCGAGCUUCCUCUUUCUUCUCCGAUCAUCAUUUUUGAAUUUUAGCAUCGCAAUUGUUCUAUUUCUUGAUUCGCCCGUGCAAUCACUUGGUCUCUUUGUUCUUUGCUGUGUCCUGUGUUUUGCAGAGAUGGCUAGCCAUGUCGCUGCGGCUCUGCCGCCGCUGUUGCCUACCCAGGCGCGCUGCCUCCUCCUCACGCCUCCUCCGGCGGUGUACACGGCUCGUGUGGAGCUGGACAGCAAGAAGCAGCAGCCUGGACGUGCCUCGAUGAGCCGGAGCUGGAUCAGAGACAAGAUCGACCUUCCCGGACGUGCUUCCCGGAGCUCCAGCUGGGCCACUGACAAGACGCUCCGCCGUGCCGGGACUUUGAACGGCGGCGUCGAGCGCCUCGGCCGCGGGGAGAUGCCGAGGGAGAACUGGAAGAGGCCGGCGAGCCGUGCGCCAUCCGUCGACCGCUGCGAGAAGAAGCCGAGGCCUCCCACUGAGAUGGUGGCAGCCUCGGAGGCAUCACUCCUCGCCGGCCCCGCCUCGUCUGUCGGCUGGUUCGAGAAGAAGGCAACAGCUAUGACUGAGAUGGUGGCAGACUCGGUGGUGGCAUCCUUCGAUGGCCCUACUCCGUCGAUCGAUCUGUCGGAGAAGAAGGCAGAGCCUACGACUGAGAUGGUGGCAGAAUCGGAGGCGACACUCUUCGCUGGUCCUGUGGUGUCGAUCGACUGGUCGGAGAAGAAGGUGACGCCUCCGACCGUGGUGGAGGCAUCACCCUUCGCUGGCCUUGCUCCGUUGAUCGACCUGCCCGAGAAGAAGCCGAAGCCUCUGGCUAAGAUGAAGGUGGACUGGGAGCCGGAGGCAUCCUUCUUCGCUGGCCCGACAUUCAUGGUGUCGCCGGACCCGAGCGAGCUGCCCAUGCCGGCCUUCAUUGUGUCGCCGGACCCGAGCGAGCUGCCCAUGCCAACCUUCCUUUAUAAGCACAAGGUGGCUAAAGUGUUAGCUGGAUUAGUCGCUCCGAUGCUCAUUGAUCAGCAAGGAGAUUGAAGCUGUUUUCAGUAUGUAGCUAGGUGGAGUAUGCUGAUCAGCAAGAUUGAAACUGUUUUCAGUAUGUAGCUAGGUGGACAUGAUUAAUACAACUACCAUUUAGUAUUA